AUGGUUAAGGACAAAUCAUCAUCUCCAUCUACUACAGAUACUACAAAAUUGAUCAAAACUGCUGGUAACGGUGGAUUAACAAGAACUUCACAAGCUUGUGAUCGUUGUCGGAUAAAAAAAAUCAAAUGUGAUGGGAAAAUCCCAAGUUGUACCAAUUGUCUUUCAAUUGGUUAUAAUUGUCAAACUUCAGAUAAAUUAACAAGAAGAGCAUUCCCAAGAGGUUAUACUGAAAAUUUAGAAAAAAAUUUAAUAUCUUUACAAAAUGAAAAUUCAAAAUUAAUCACUGAAUUAGAAACUUUUAAAUCAAAAAUUGCUGGUCAAGAUGUUGGUAAUGUUUCCAAUUCUGAACAUGAAUCUUCAAGUACCCCUUCAAUAAUCAUUCCAGAUAAUACUGUUUCAAUCCAUAUCAAGGAAGAACCAAUUUCAGAUCCCCAUCACCAUAGCUGUGGUUCAGAACCAACAAUAAAAGGAUUAUCUGAUAAUUUCUUCAUGUUUGAUAAUUUUGUUGAAAAUGAAAAUUAUGUUGGUUUAAACAGUUUAAAUUUAAUUUUUAAUAAUAUUUUGAAAAAUUUUAAAUUACAACCAAUUGAAGAAUUAAAAUUUCCAAAAGUUGAUUUCCAUAAUUUAUCAGAUUUUAUAAUUGCAAAAUUUUUAAUUAAAUUCCCAUCAAAAACAAAUUUAGAUUUAUUAAUUUCAAAUCAUUUUGAAAAUUUAAAUUUAAUUCCAAUUCUUGAUGAAGAUUUAUUUUUUAAAAAUUAUAAAGAAAUUUUCAAUUCAAUUGAUAAUAAAACUGAAAAUUUAAUUCCAUUAAUUGAAAAUUCUACUGAUGAUGAUGAAAUUUUAGUUUUCGUUACAAAAUUAAUCAUUAUGAUUCAAUUAAAUUGUUCAAUUUUCAGUUUACAUGAAAUUCAUAAAUUAGUUACAAGUUUAAAUAUUUCAUUUAAACCUUCAAUUACAAAAUUUCAAACUACUUUAUUAUCCCUUUAUUUAUUUCAUAAUAAAAAUUGUUAUAAAGAUACAGUUAUAAAUUUAAAUAAUAUUCUUCAUUCAAUGGUUUUAAGUUUAGGAUUACAUUUAAAUUAUAAUAAUUUAAAACAAUCAAAUCUUAAAAUUCAAUUAACAAAGGAGGAAAAAUUUAAAUUACAUUCUGUUAGAUUAAAAUUAUAUUGGAGUUUUUAUAUAUUAUCAAAUAUUGCAUCAAUUUCUCAUGGUUUACCUCAAGUUGGAUUUUUUGAAAAAUUUCAUAUACCUCAUUUAAAUACAAUUUUAAAUUCAAAUCAAAAUUUAAAAAAUUGUAUCCUUUUGAUUGAUAUUUUACAAAAUUUAGAAAAUAUUAAUUUACAAUCAAUUAAUCAAGAUUUUAAUCAAUUUAAUAAAUUAGAUGAAUUUUUAGUUAAUUGGAGAGAUGAAUUAAAAUUACAAAAUUUAUUUCAUAAAAUCCCUCUAAGUAUUAUAACAUCAAUGGAUAAUUCAAAUGAACGUCCAACUAAAAGAUUAAAAAAAUCUAAAAUUUUAUCUUCACAUGAAGAAAAUACUAAAAUUCAAUUAAAUUUAUUUUAUAUUUAUUUUAGAAUGUUGAUUCAUUUACAACAAACUUCAGAAAAUAUCUCAUUAAAUCAAUCUGAUGUUAUUUUAUCAAAUUUAUCAAAAGAAUUUUUAGCUUAUAUUAUAUUAUUAGAUUCAAGAAAAGAAUUAAAUAAUUUAAAUAAUUUUGAAUUUCAUUUAAUUCCAAUUAAUUUUCUCAAGAUGAUUUUAAUUUCAAUGUUAAAUUUAGUUAAAGUUUCCAAAUCAACAAAUCAUCAAGAUCAAUUAUUUACAGAUUCAUCAAAUAGUAAUAUUUUAAUUAAAGUUUUAAAAAUUGUUAAAAAUCGUUAUCCAGAAAAUUUUGUUCUGUUUAAACAAAUUGUUGAUCUUGUUAAAUUAGAAUUUCAAUUAAAUGAUCCAGAUUUAGAAGAUUCAACAGAUUUUAAUAAUAAAUUUAAAAAUUUAUCAUCAUCUCCACAACGUCAUCCAUCAAUUUAUCAACAUUCAGAAUUAUCACAACAAAUUGAUCAACAUUCAUUAUUAUUUGAUUUAGAUCAAAUUACAAAUAGAAAUUUAUCAGUUGCAUCUGCAGAAUCAACAAUUUCAAAUUCAUCAAUUGAUACAAUGUCAAUUAAUGGUACUACUAAUCAAAAUUAUAAUACAGAUCAAACAGAUUCUUCAUCAUCUAUAAAUGAUGAACAAUUACCAGAUAUUACAUCAAAUUUAGAUUUAAUUUUUGAUUGGAAUACAACUCCAAAUCCAAAUCCAAUUAAACCAAGUUCAAAUUUUCAUUCAAGUUUAAAUCAUCCAUUAGAUAAUUAUGGUGUUAAUUCAUAUGAUUUAAAUUUACUUGUUCAUAAAAAUGAAUUAUGA
This is a messenger RNA of Hansenula ciferrii, 2397 nucleotides long. RefSeq names its product Sip4p (gene SIP4). NCBI's taxonomy places the organism in Eukaryota, Fungi, Ascomycota, Saccharomycetes, Phaffomycetales, Wickerhamomycetaceae. Gene Ontology annotation, molecular function: zinc ion binding; DNA-binding transcription factor activity, RNA polymerase II-specific. Bases 1 to 2397 code for a protein of 798 amino acids. The record is from RefSeq and is a predicted model, not a curated record. Gene Ontology annotation, biological process: regulation of DNA-templated transcription. The transcript has a single exon.